Chlorocebus sabaeus (green monkey) is the source of this 2349-nucleotide messenger RNA. It is a transcript of the gene HMGN4, whose product is annotated as high mobility group nucleosomal binding domain 4. Gene Ontology annotation, cellular component: chromatin; nucleus. The record is from RefSeq and is a predicted model, not a curated record. Gene Ontology annotation, biological process: chromatin organization. Gene Ontology annotation, molecular function: nucleosomal DNA binding. NCBI's taxonomy places the organism in Eukaryota, Metazoa, Chordata, Mammalia, Primates, Cercopithecidae.
CAAAACUGGCACUUGGAACGAAGAAACACCAAGUGUAUUUACUAUACAGAUAGAACUGCUUGCUCUGAGAUGACAGCCGCCGGUCAGUUUCCGUAGUGUAGUGGUUAUCACGUUCGCCUCACACGCGAAAGGUCCCCGGUUCGAAACCGGGCGGAAACACGGCUUUUUUUUUUUUUCCCCCCCCCUUCCUACUACGAAAUUCUUACAGUGUGUAUCUUUUAACGAUUUUUCAGGCCAUCAUAAAUUUCCUGUCUUCCUGUCUUACGAGGUCGGGGCAGCGGUGCUUAGGGCGGGCCUCAGAGGCUCACACACGUAUCGCCACCGGGAGAACCGGCUCUCUCCGGCUUGAACUCGGGGCGGCUCCCCGCCUGCAGCCCCGGAAGCGCAUCCUCACCUUCCUUCGCCUUCCUGUUCCUGGCAGUGCCGGGCUCCCCUCGUCUUCUCUAUCUUGGGGCUGGUGCUGGCCCUGCCCACGCCUAGGGCUCCGGCGCGUCAAGGGCCUCAGCUGGGAUUCCCGUGCCCCUCGGACGGCCACGAGACUCGGACAUCUUUCCAGGAGCAGUGUGAGGAGGACAGAAACACCCACCAGGACUGCUCAAGCCGCCUGCCAACACUGCUGCCACCAUGCCGAAGAGAAAGGCAAAAGGAGAUGCCAAAGGUGAUAAAGCAAAGGUGAAGGAUGAGCCACAGAGGAGAUCAGCGCGGUUAUCUGCUAAACCAGCUCCUCCAAAACCAGAGCCCAGGCCUAAAAAGGCCUCUGCAAAGAAGGGAGAGAAGCUUCCCAAAGGGAGAAAGGGGAAAGCAGAUGCUGGCAAGGAUGGGAACAACCCUGCAAAAAACCGAGAUGCCUCUACACUCCAGUCCCAGAAAGCAGAAGGCACUGGGGAUGCCAAGUGAAAUGUACAUUUUUGAUAGCUCUGUCUUAUAGUGAUUCUACUGUUUGAAAUACUAUUUUUUUAAAUCAAGUUUUAUAAAACCGUAGAAUUUUGGCUCUCUUUUUUAAGUUAUGUUGUUAGCACAUAGGACACUUCCUUGUUGUCUUUUGUGGAAAGGGCAAAUACCACUAAUAGGGUGUAUCUCAGAAACUGAAUUGAAAUAGGGGAAAAUGGGAUUUUCUGUCCUGUUUGAAGAUUAUUCUUGAUUCCCUUGAUUCCCAGGAGAGAUUCUCUGACAUUCACAUGUCAGCCACUUUGGCACAGAAGCCUUACAGUGUGGGGAACCAAAACUUCGUGUCUCCUCUUUCCCUGAUGCCAUCAGCAUAGACUUGACUUCCUUACACCAAGAGUCUUGAUGUGGCCUUGGCAAUCCUAAAAUCAACUGUGUUAGGUAACAAAACUCAGGCUUUCUGUUGAUAACAUCGAGAUGGUGUCACUCAAAAGAGCCAAGAUUCCUGUUUUCAGUUUGUGGAUCCAUCCUGCUGGUUUUACUUUAUUCCCUCCAUGUCGAAGUGGGCCUGUGAAAAGCUCAUACAGGCAUGUGAAGUGUCCACCCUUUCUGAAAAUCUUUCUUGUUCAAAACAGCAACAACCUAUGUUGUUAACUUUUACAGUGACUUUUAGAGGAGGGGAGUUUGGAAAUUGUAAAAUGUUAUAGAUUGUUGCCUAUUUCCUGCUGAAAGUAAAUGUUUUUAAAAAGUAUCAUAUAAAGCUGAAUACAAGUUGGUUUGGGGGGAGAUCCUUUCCUACCCAAAGUCAUAAAUAUGUUCUUUACUGCCUUGUAGAAAUUUUAUACUUUUGCCUUUCACAUUUGUCUUUAGUCUCUCCUGAAUUGAUUUUUGUGAAAAUUAGGAGUUAGAAAUUCAAUUUAACAUUUUUCAUAUUUCAAAGUGGUUGUCUCUGCACUAUUUACUGAAAAGUUCAUCCUUUCCCCAGUGAUUUGUAACACUGCCUCUUUCAUAAAUUAAAUUUUUGUGUACGUGUGUGGGUCUUUUGAUGGUUUCUAUUCUGACUGACAUCAAUGUGUCUAAUCUUAUAGCAGUACAAUACAGUCCUGAUUAUUGCAACUUUAGGAAAAGGUCUGAUAAAAACCAAGAUGCCUCCACAUUUUGUCAUAAUUUUAGCCAAUUUCACCUCUGUCUCCAAUAUCACCACAAAAUUUUUCUUCCUUGGAGUGUCUUGGCUAUUCUUAGCCAACUGUUCCUCCAUAUUACUUCUAGAAUUAGAUCAACAACUUGUAAAUCAAACAAACCCAAGAACAUUGAAAUUUUGAUUGGAUUUGUAUUGAAUUUAUAGAUUAAUCUGGUAAGCCAUGUCAUCUUUACAAUGUUGUCUUCCAAUACAUGAAUAUGGUUCAGCUCUCCAUUUACUUAGGCCUUUGAAAUAUCUUUCAAUAAAGUUUAUAAUUUUCUCCA